AUGAAGCACUGCGUGGCAGUCCUCUCUCUCCUCGUCCUGCUGGCUGCCUUUUGCUCUCCAGCCUUCUCAGCACCAAUGGGCUCAGACCCUCCGACUGCCUGCUGUUUCUCCUACACUGGACGGAAGCUUCCUCGCAACUUUGUGUUGGAUUACUUUGAGACCAGCAGCCUCUGCUCCAAGCCAGCUGUGGUAUUCCAGACCAAAAAGGGCAGGCAAGUUUGUGCUGACCCCACUGAGCCUUGGGUCCAGGAGUACGUGGACGACCUGGAGCUGAACUGA
Elephantulus edwardii (Cape elephant shrew) is the source of this 279-nucleotide messenger RNA. It is a transcript of the gene CCL4, whose product is annotated as chemokine (C-C motif) ligand 4. The transcript is spliced from 3 exons. Gene Ontology annotation, cellular component: extracellular region. The coding region runs from base 1 to 279 and encodes 92 amino acids. Gene Ontology annotation, molecular function: CCR chemokine receptor binding; chemokine activity. Gene Ontology annotation, biological process: cellular response to tumor necrosis factor; immune response; monocyte chemotaxis. NCBI's taxonomy places the organism in Eukaryota, Metazoa, Chordata, Mammalia, Macroscelidea, Macroscelididae. The record is from RefSeq and is a predicted model, not a curated record.